Molecule: messenger RNA, 1219 nt
Organism: Phragmites australis (common reed)
Lineage: Eukaryota; Viridiplantae; Streptophyta; Magnoliopsida; Poales; Poaceae
Product: peroxidase 4-like
Exons: 4
Coding region: 92-1057 (321 amino acids)
Biological process (GO): hydrogen peroxide catabolic process; response to oxidative stress
Molecular function (GO): peroxidase activity; heme binding
Source: RefSeq, a predicted model, not a curated record
GCAGCUAGCUCAAGGCAAGACAGGCAGCAGCAAUCUGCACAUAUAUCUUGCUGCGGAAUAGGAAUUGGAGUAUAGCAUCCACCGAUCGAUAAUGGCUCGACCAUCAGCUGCAACAUGCAGAGGUACCAUCAUCGCUCUCCUCGUGCUCGCCGGCACCUCGUCGGCGCAGCUCUCCACGGAUUUCUACUCCUACUCGUGCCCCGGCGUGUUCGACGCCGUCAAACCGGUGGUGCAGUCGGCAAUCGCCAUGGAGCAGCGCAUGGGCGCAUCCAUCGUCCGCCUCUUCUUCCACGACUGUUUCGUCCAAGGGUGCGACGCGUCGUUGCUGCUGGAUGACACACCGAGCUUCCAGGGCGAGAAGAUGGCGACGCCCAACAACGGGUCCGUCAGAGGCUUCGAGGUCAUCGACGCCAUCAAGUCCGCCGUCGAGAGGGUGUGCCCCAGCGUCGUCUCCUGCGCCGACAUCCUCGCCAUCGCAGCCAGGGACAGCGUCGUCAUCCUGGGCGGGCCGAGCUGGGACGUGAAAGUCGGGAGGAGGGACUCGAGGACGGCGAGCUUCAACGGCGCCAACAACAAUAUCCCCCCGCCGACGUCCGGACUCGCCAACCUCACCUCCCUCUUCGCCGCGCAAGGCCUCUCCCAAACGGACAUGGUUGCCCUCUCUGGUUCUCACACGAUAGGUCAAGCACGCUGCACAAACUUCAGAGCACAUGUAUACAAUGACACCAACAUCGAUGGCGCCUUUGCAAGCACAAGGCAAUCAGGUUGCCCUAGCACCUCAGGUUCAGGCGACAACAACUUGGCGCCUCUGGAUCUUCAAACCCCAACCGUCUUUGAGAACGACUACUACAAGAACCUUGUCAGCAAGAAGGGGCUUCUACACUCUGAUCAGGAGCUCUUCAAUGGCGGAGCCACCGACGCACAAGUCCAAUCAUAUGUUAGUAGCCAAAGCACAUUCUUCGCAGAUUUUGUGGCAGGCAUGAUCAAGAUGGGUGACAUUAUGCCACUGACGGGCUCCAAUGGGGAGAUCAGGAACAACUGCAGAAGGAUUAAUUAAGAGGCAAUGCGUACUAUCUACUGAGACCUUAUCAGUCACGUUUAACAUGUUUGUAACUUCUACAUUUUUUGUUUCCACAAUUGUGAAAUCAUUGUGUCGUGUCGAUGAGUUCACAUGUCGGUUUGUUUAAAUAAUGAAUAUGUAACGAUUGUUCUCUUCACA